CAAAUUUAGACAUCUAGUAGUCAUUUCGUACACUUCAAGAACUUUGGACCCCACUUGCUUUUUGAGUACUUUACCCGGUUUGGUUCUCCCCUAAAGUUGGAAUCUAUUUUUAGUAAUUUCGUGAAUUUCAAUCAGAUAAAUAAAUUUAAAAUGCCACCUAAGAAAGAAGCUGCUCCAGAGCCGAAACCUCUCAUUGGACGUGUUGGUACAAGUCUUAAAAUUGGAAUUGUUGGACUUCCAAAUGUUGGCAAAUCCACUUUCUUCAAUAUCUUGACUAAAAGUGCAGCACCUGCUGAGAAUUUCCCAUUUUGCACCAUUGAUCCUAAUGAAAGUAGGGUUGCAGUUCCUGAUGAUAGGUUUGAUUGGCUUUGUGAACAUUACAAACCAGCCAGUAAAGUCCAAGCUUAUCUAAAUAUUGUGGAUAUUGCUGGAUUAGUAAAGGGAGCUCAUGAGGGCCAAGGUUUGGGAAACGCCUUCCUUUCUCACAUUCGGAGUGUCGAUGCAAUUUUUCAUCUUUGCCGAACUUUUGAGAGUGAAGAAAUUACUCAUGUUGAAGGUGACGUCAAUCCUGUUCGAGAUAUCGAAAUCAUCAAUGAAGAACUAAGGUUAAAGGAUGAAGAAUAUCUCUUGGCAACAAUUAAAAAAACGGAGUCUCUUAUGCGCAGUGACAAAAAGAUGAAAACAGAAUAUGAUAUUUUGUGCAAAGUUAAGGCCCAUCUUGUUGAUCAAGCAAAACACAUUCGGUAUGGAGACUGGAACGUCCAAGAAAUCGAAGUGUUAAACAAGCAUUUGUUUAUCACAUCGAAACCUGUCAUUUAUUUGGUAAAUAUGGCAGAAAAAGAUUAUAUCCGGAAAAAGAAUAAAUGGUUACCUAAGCUCAAGGAGUGGAUCGAUGCAAACGAUUCUGGCGCUAUGAUGAUUCCUUUCUCUGGUGCCUUUGAAGGCAAGAUAGCUGAUAUGGAUGUUGACGCACGUAAAGCUUUUUGUGAAGAAAACAAAGCAAAUAGUACAUUCGAGAAGAUUAUUGUACAGGGCUACAAAUGCCUUCAUUUGAUGUACUUCUUCACAGCGGGCCACGACGAGGUCAAAGCUUGGUCCAUUCAGAAGGGAACCAAAGCUCCACAAGCGGCUGGCCGAAUUCAUACGGAUUUCGAAAAAGGUUUCAUUAUGGCGGAAGUCUUUAAAUUCAACGACCUAAAAGAGGAAGGCACUGAGGCAGCUGUCAAGGCAGCUGGAAAAUAUCGUCAGCAAGGUAAACUUUACGUUGUAGAAGACGGUGACAUCAUCUUGUUCAAAUUCAAUGCUGGAGCUGGACUUACUGCUGGUAAAGACGCCAAAAAGAAAUGAAAACGCACUAUUGAGUUAACACUCGUUCCUCAACAGCAAAUAAGAGUGAACUGAUGGAAAAUAAAAUCGGAAGACUGAAAAUA
Messenger RNA from Daphnia pulicaria, 1430 nucleotides. RefSeq names its product obg-like ATPase 1. Lineage: Eukaryota; Metazoa; Arthropoda; Branchiopoda; Diplostraca; Daphniidae. Gene Ontology annotation, cellular component: cytoplasm. Bases 151 to 1347 code for a protein of 398 amino acids. Gene Ontology annotation, molecular function: ATP binding; ATP hydrolysis activity; GTP binding. The transcript has 11 exons. The record is from RefSeq and is a predicted model, not a curated record.